AUGAUCACUCGUCUAAGUGAUCCUAUAAAAUGGACAUGAGCUUCUUAACCCAUGUUUUUCUUUACAGCUAACCCUUGGGGUUUGUUUGAGAGACAAGAUUUCUCAUUUGACAGUAGUAAGAGAUUUACCUUCUUUGUCUUUCUCAUCAUCUCAAUCCCCAAUCCUUUGUCUUAAGGAUAUUUAUUUGAAAUUAGGGUUAGGAGGGUGAGGAAUUUCUCUGGGUUUUUUUUUUUUUAACUUUCUUUCAAAGAGAACCCAAAACAAAUAACACCAGAAACUUAUUUGUCUCUUGAUCUUCCCACCCGCGUCAAAGUUUAUUAUAAAUCUAACAAUUUUGUAUAAAUUCUACAUACAUUUCGUGUUUUUCGAUUUUUACUUUUGUAGAUUUCUAAGUUUGUGUAAUAAUUGAUAUACAAUUUACAUGUAAACGGUGAAGAAAAGAAAAAAGAUAACUUAGGUAUACUUUUGAUAGUUGUUUGAUUUUUCUUAUCUGUGUUUUUGUUUGGGAAAAUUAAUCGUAUUUUUCUGGGGAAAUUUUAGUAUUUUUGGUUUAGAAUAUGGACAAGAAAAGGGUUACUGUUCCUCUUGUUUGUCAUGGUCAUUCUCGCCCCGUGGUGGAUCUGUUUUAUAGUCCAAUUACGCCAGAUGGGUUCUUCCUCAUUAGUGCUAGCAAAGAUUCUAAACCAAUGCUUAGAAAUGGGGAAACUGGAGAUUGGAUUGGAACUUUUGAGGGUCACAAAGGAGCUGUUUGGAGCUGUUGUUUAGACAGUAAUGCUUUAAAUGCAGCAACAGCUUCUGCAGAUUUCACCGCGAAAGUAUGGGAUGCCAUAACUGGAGAUGUGAAGUAUUCGUUUGAUCACAAGCACAUUGUUAGAUCCUGUGCUUACUCUGAGAAUACUCACUUUCUUUUGACUGGUGGGAUGGAAAAAAUCCUUCGUAUUUAUGAUUUAAAUCGUCCAGAUGCUCCUCCUCGAGAAGUGGACAAGUCUCCUGGCUCAGUCAGAACUGCUGCCUGGCUUCAUAGCGAUCAGACUAUAUUGAGCUCAUGUACUGACAUUGGUGGAGUUAGAUUAUGGGAUGUGAGAACUGGUGAGAUUGUUAGAACUCUUGAAACAAAGUCCCCUGUUACUUGCUCUGAAGUGAGUCAAGAUGGCCGCUAUAUCACAACCUGUGAUGGUACCAGUGUAAAGUUUUGGGAUGCCAAUUACUUUGGAAUGGUCAAGGGCUAUGAUAUGCCAUGUCUUGUUGAAUCCGCCUCAUUAGAGCCCAAGUAUGGAAAUAAAUUCGUUGCUGGAGGGGAAGAUAUGUGGGUUCGGUUGUUUGAUUUUCAUACUGGUGAAGAGAUAGCUUGCAACAAGGGUCAUCAUGGUCCUGUUCACUGCGUGCGAUUCUCACCAGGCGGUGAAUCUUAUGCUUCUGGAUCAGAGGAUGGAACCAUCAGGAUAUGGCAGACUGGUCCAUUGACACCAGAAGAAAACGAGACGGCUACAGCAACCGGAAAAGUUAAAGGGGCUGGUGCACAUGAAGUUUCGCAGAAGAUGGAAGGCUUUCACAUUACGGACGAAGGAAAGGGGAAGGAAGAUGGAGUAACAAGUGCAUGAGAAUUUCACAACCGCGAUCUCCAAAUAUGCAUUAAAAAACUUAAAUGUCCUGUGAUGUCUAAUUUAUUCUGUGAUGGUGGUUCCCUUUAAUACUAAGUACUGAGUACUGAGUACUGAGUACUGAGUACUGAGUACUGACUGGGGUAUCUUCACUCUUCACUAAUAAGAAUUGCUGUUUGACUUUCAAUCGGCUACUUUUACUUGCAUUAUCAUUUCAUAUUUUCUCUCAUAAAUGAAAAAUGAUUAGAUCAUAUUUUAAGUAUAAA
Amaranthus tricolor (Joseph's coat) is the source of this 1867-nucleotide messenger RNA. RefSeq lists its product as uncharacterized. The coding region runs from base 558 to 1601 and encodes 347 amino acids. The record is from RefSeq and is a predicted model, not a curated record. Lineage: Eukaryota; Viridiplantae; Streptophyta; Magnoliopsida; Caryophyllales; Amaranthaceae. Gene Ontology annotation, cellular component: SMN complex. The transcript has 7 exons. Gene Ontology annotation, biological process: spliceosomal snRNP assembly. Gene Ontology annotation, molecular function: protein binding; RNA binding.